AACUCUUCCUCCAACCCCGCCCCCCUCGGCCUAGGCCAGCGGAGCUGAGGACGCGAUGGCGACGGCGGCGACAGCGGCGUGGGCGCCACAGCUGGCAGGUGUGCGCGGGUUGCUGCUCGACAUCUCCGGGGUGCUCUACGACGGCGGCGAGGGCGGCGGCACGCCCAUUCCAGGCUCUAUCGAAGCCGUGGCCAGGAUCAAACAGUCAGGCCUGAAGUUGCGGUUCUGUACGAACGAAUCCCAGAAGUCUCGGGACAAGUUUGUGGGAUUGCUUCAGCGCUUGGGAUUUGACAUCUCGGUGAAUGAAGUUACGUCUCCUGCUCCAGCCGCUUGCCAGAUUCUGAAGGAGCGAGGCCUGCGACCCCAUCUGCUUGUUCAUGAUGAUGUCCGUUCUGAAUUCAGCGAGAUGGAUACCUCAAAUCCCAACUGUGUGGUCAUCGCAGAUGCUGGGGACGGAUUUUCUUACCAAAAUCUGAACGAGGCAUUCCGAGUGCUCAUCAGCCUGGACAACCCGGUGCUUAUAUCCCUGGGAAAUGGACGCUACUACAAGGAGGCGAGCGGCCUGAUGCUCGACGUUGGCCCCUACACGAAGGCGCUCGAGUACGCCUGUGACGUCCGCGCCGAAGUGGUGGGGAAGCCGGCCCCCGAGUUCUUCAAGGCUGCCUUAAAGGAAAUGGGCCUGGAAGCCCAGCAGGCCCUCAUGAUCGGAGACGACAUCAUGGGCGACGUGGCCGGGGCCCAGCGCUGCGGGAUGAGGGCGCUGCAGGUGCGCACCGGCAAGUUCAGGUCAGUCUCCCUCACGGGGGCGGGGCACGGGGAGAGGCGCGGCCUCUGGGGAGCCUCCCUCUGGGGCCUCCCUCUGGGGCCUCCCCUCUGGACCUGCGCCGCAGCCCGAAGGGCUCCGGGCCUCCUCGGGGCUCUGGGACUAGGCAGGGAGGCCAGAGGCAGCCUGUGCUCCUGGGGCUGCGGGAGGCCAGGGAGCCGGAUUCGAGGGCCUCCCCCUUGAUCUUUGGCCUUCCGCACUCUCGGCCUCCAUGGCGGGCCGAGCUCCGAGGAGGCCGGAGAGAGCCUCCCUCUGCUCUCCCGCCUGUCCCGAUGAGACCCACGCAGAUGCGGGGCCGGGCCGAGGGGGCUGCUGCCGCCCA
Molecule: messenger RNA, 1145 nt
Organism: Monodelphis domestica (gray short-tailed opossum)
Lineage: Eukaryota; Metazoa; Chordata; Mammalia; Didelphimorphia; Didelphidae
Gene: LHPP
Product: phospholysine phosphohistidine inorganic pyrophosphate phosphatase
Biological process (GO): dephosphorylation
Cellular component (GO): cytosol; cytoplasm
Molecular function (GO): inorganic diphosphate phosphatase activity; phosphatase activity
Source: RefSeq, a predicted model, not a curated record